AUGAUUGGCCACGAUCGGAAACCAGCUGUGCGUGUACGCAAAGUACAUGUCGAGCAGAUGUGGCGUUUGAAAUGGAAGUUUCACCCGGAGCUCUCCUCCUGUAGCCUGGCCAACAUCAUGGAGCUUGACCCUUUUUUCUAUCGAUUGCAGGGUAAUUUGACGAAGCGUUUGGAUUUCGAGUUUCUGAACUGGGUGGAAAUUGGUCAAUUCGAUAAUCUGGAAAAUCGACAGGUUGAAAAUUGGAAGUGGUAUCGGAUGGCACCUCGUCAGCCUCGAUGUAUUACCCAGCGUGUUCGGUCCAACAAUGGCCCCAUAGUAGUUGAUCCAGGGUUGGAUAACAAUUCUUCAACAUUCGCAGAGAGCUCGCUUGACUUCCAGGUUUCGUGUAGUCUUUCUGAUGCUCCCCUCAUUGCACCACAGGGAUAA
Paracoccidioides brasiliensis Pb18 is the source of this 426-nucleotide messenger RNA. RefSeq lists its product as uncharacterized. The transcript has a single exon. The record is from RefSeq and is a predicted model, not a curated record. The coding region runs from base 1 to 426 and encodes 141 amino acids.